UAAAAUAAAAUUAUUAAUUAUGCGACAAUCAAAACAUUUCAAAGGUGGAAAAUUUAAUACUGUUAUUCAUUGUGUGCCUCAUCAAAAUGCAUGGAUAGUUGAACGGAUGGGGCGUUUUCAUCGAAUUUUGGAACCCGGUGUGCAUUUUCUAAUUCCUUGUGUUGAUGAAAUUCGUUACCGUCAUUGUUUAAAAGAAAUGUGUAUUGAAAUUCCCCAACAAGAAGCUAUUACUAAAGAUAAUGUCCAGUUAGACCUUGAUGCUGUUUUGUAUGUUAGAGUUACUGAUCCUUAUAAAGCCUCUUAUGGUGUUCAAAAUCCGGAAUAUGCUAUAAGUCAAUUAGCUCAAACAGUAAUGAGAGCAGAAGUAGGCAAAUUAAUGCUAGACAAUGUUUUCCAUGAAAGGGCUAAUUUAAAUAUGACUGUUGUUGAAGGAAUAAAGGAAUCAGCAGCCCCGUGGGGUCUGAUUUGCCUUCGAUAUGAAAUACGUACAAUGACUAUGCCGCCUGAAAUACAGCGGGCAAUGAAAAUGCAAGUCGAAGCUGAACGAAAAAAGAGAGCAAUGAUUCUCGAAUCUGAAGGUAUUUGUGAAGCUGCAAAGAAUAAAGCAGAAGGGGAAAAGAGUGCACGUAUUCUUCAAUCUGAAGCUCAAAUGCAGGAACAAGUAAAUAAAUCUAUGGGGUUGGCUAAAGCUGCUGAAGCUGAGAAAAUACAGAAAAUAUUACAAUCUGAGGCUGAAAUGCAAUCUAAGGUAGAUUUAAAUACUUUACAAUUAUAA
Molecule: messenger RNA, 775 nt
Organism: Meloidogyne enterolobii
Lineage: Eukaryota; Metazoa; Nematoda; Chromadorea; Rhabditida; Meloidogynidae
Source: the annotation of a GenBank genome assembly